Paramecium primaurelia is the source of this 1311-nucleotide messenger RNA. NCBI's taxonomy places the organism in Eukaryota, Ciliophora, Oligohymenophorea, Peniculida, Parameciidae. The record is from the annotation of a GenBank genome assembly.
AUGUAUUGUGAUUCAAUUUCUGAUGGUUUGGUUGCUUUGGGUGUUUUUGAUGGAUCCCUAGGAAUAGUGUCUUUAGUUUUAACAAUAAUGUUGGAAGGAACACAAGAAAAAAUAUACACUAUCAUGUGUACAAUUACUGAAUUCUGGUGGAUUUGGUUGAUUGUUAGCAUAAUAUACAAGAAACUUUCAGUUGGUAUCAAUUUAAUUCAUUUAGGUGUUGUUUGUUCUGUUAAAGAAGUAUUAAUGUUACCAGAUUAUUAAUUCUCGAGAUAUGUUGCAGCAAUCCUAUCACUUUUACAAUUUACAAUGACAAUAUGUUUACUUAAUAGUGAUGAUAUUAAAAGAUUCACUGGAGAAAGUAAAUUAUUAUUAUAAAUUAUUUAGUGUUAGCAUUGGCUAUGCUAGUUCCAGUUUUCUGUUUUUUUAAAGGAAUAGCAUUGAUUUUUGUUCUUAUUUAAUAAAUUUUCUUAAUAUUUACAGGAAAAGAAAAAAAUCAUUAUUUUACAUUAAUCCAAGAUUAACAAUCAAAAAAAUAAGUGAUUUUUUUAGGAAUAGUAUUUUUAAUUAUGACAUCACUUUAUUACUUUUUAAAAUCAUUGUUUGUGUUUACAAUCUAUAAUAAUUUUGAUGAUUUAAAUACUAAAAUAUUCACUAUAAUGAUAAUUAUAUAAUCUCUUUUUUUAAUCAUUUUCAGUUCAUUUAUGACUUGUUAAUUGAUUACUAUUUUAAAACAAAUACCUGUAAAUGAAGAUCCACAUUUAAUAAACCCUAAUUAAAAAUGCUAUUAAAAUUGGUUCAUUUUGAUUAAAUCAAUAUAUUUUAGUGAUAAAAUGAAAUGGUUGAGAAGGAUUACUUAUUUUUUUUGGUGCAUAUAAUGUAUAUAUGGAUUGAUAUAAUUUCCAUUUUUCAAAAUAAUACAAAUUACUUAAUAAUAAUUAUAUACUUAAACCUCCUUUAUGUAUUUUGAUACUUUUUUACUAUAAGGUCUAAUAGUAACUUAAAUCAUUUUAUAGAUGGCUAAGAAGUUUCAUCAGAUAUAGGAUGAUGAAGAUCCAUUUUUAUUUAAUAUCAAAGUAUAAAAAAUUUUAGAAUAAUUAGUUUUCUAAUGAAGAUUCAUCUAAAGUUGAAAAGAAAUAAAAAAUUAUUGAUAAAUCUUAAUUACAAUGUGGAAUUUGUCUUGAAGAUUUGAAAGUAGGAUAAAUUAGACAAAAAUUAACUUGUCAUGAAACUCAUAUUUUUCAUCUUCUUUGUAUUUAAAAAUGGACUCAAACCUAAAAUAUUUGCCCUAUAUGCAGAACUCCCUGUGAUUGA